AUGGAGCUGAAGUCAGUUAGGAUUUAUUCUUUGCAAUUGAUAGUUCUCGGUUCAAGUACCUUAAAUAAAUAGGGGUUGUUUUAGAGACUAUUUUUGGUCUCUAAUUUGUUGUGUCAAAAAGCAAAACAAUCGUUUCGGAAGUGGCUGGAACGCACGUUGGAAAGUGAAAGCUUUGUUUUUCUAAGAAUAAACGUUUCAGUUACGAUAUUAGUCAAUUGUUGUCGUUUCUUUUAUAAGUUGUUAGGAACAUUCAGUUGGAAACCGGCGAUGUCUAAAAUAACUGGCCUUAGUACAUAUUUGUCUUGUCUCUUGUAAGCACUGCAAAUGUAUGAACAAUGGAAUUUUCUGCAUUUCUAAGUCUGGUGGUAAAAGCUUUCGCUGACUUUGAGCACAGCCCUGUCCUAAUCCUAUUGCGAAGAUAAUACUGGCAUUUUGUCAACUGUAAUAAAAAUAAAAUGAUAAAUCAACUUGCAAUCAGGUUUGAAAUUCAACCCCACAUCAACUGGCAAACAAAUGCUUUCCUCUGGCAUUUGAAACUGACGGAAGCGCUCUCAGCGGAAAAUUGUAACUUCGUUGACUAUUUAUCUAGUCAACAAUAUCUUAUGAUUCCUAGAACUGGACCCGAAAAUACAGAGUAUCUAGGUUCAAGUAGCAACGUUUUUGCUACUCUCUCCCAGAUCAAGGAUUAAGUUUCAGUGUUUAUGAGAUUUUUAAAUAGUUCCACUAGGUUGGAAAACGAAGCAACGUGCAGGUUACCUCAUAAUCUCCAGUAUUUUUCGUCCCGUCAAUCACCUUCAACACAUGCGCAAUAUUGUUUUGAUUUUCCCAGAAAUUCGGAUUAAGCUCAACCAAGCGUGGAAGAACAGAUUACAGUUCUUCGCGAUUGUGCACCGCUGAAACAAAAUCCCGAGCAUUGCGCUUGCAGUUUGCUCGAGAAGUACACGUUACACAAUGGACCAACACAAGAAAUCAAAUGCGCGUCGCAUUUUCGUCAACAUUGUGAUUGUUUUAGCAUUGUCAUACAUCAUAACAGUGACGUUUUUUGUGGUUCAUCAACACCAGUUGGCAGUCUUGCAGUCCGACAUCGUGAGGCGACUUGAAGCUCGUGUUGAAAAGUUGGAAAACAACGACUUUGCAGCUCAGAAAAAGGAAAGAGACUCUGUGGGUGAAGCCGAUCGUGUUAUGGAGGGGAAAUCUGCGCGUUUAAAAGCCAAGCUCGCCGUUCCUGAUCUUUCUCGUGGCAGAGACAAAAGACAGUUUGAGGGUUACUGCCCGUGUUUGCAAGGCCCCAAGGGAGACGCUGGACCACCAGGUCGGCGAGGCAAGAAAGGUAAAAGAGGGCACAAGGGAGACCAAGGCCCAGCUGGUCCUGAAGGUCCAAAGGGAGAACCAGGAAUUAACGGGGAGCCUGGUAUCAAGGGGACGCAAGGUGAGCAAGGGCCCAAAGGUCCCAAGGGAUUGAAUGGGAUAAAUGGUACUCAGGGCCCCGCUGGUCCUCCCGGCGCCGCUGGCGUUAAAGGGGACAGGGGAGAAGUGGGCAUUCAAGGACCUAAAGGAAACCCAGGACCACCUGGAGCUUCGAUGAGCGAGAGCAUCCAACUUGUUGGUGACGGACAGAAAAUUCAAAAUCCAACAGGGAUUCACCGCAUUUCGAACUGGGACGAGAGGCACAGAGAAGGCAGCAUCGAAUAUCACCCGAGCACCGGAUUCAUAGAAGUAAAGAGAAAAGGCUACUACUUCAUCUACAGUCAAAUGUACUAUUAUGAUGGCUCCACCGUGCUGAUGGGUCAUCAUACCUAUAUCAAUCACGACAAGGUCAUGGAAAGUGCGGGGAGUGUUAUAAGUUCCCAACGGAAGUACAACACCAAGUAUCAUGGUGGAGUUUUCUUGCUGCAGGAAAACGACACCAUAUCAGUCCACAUACCCUACACUACACGUUACUACAUGGAUAGUGAGGGCAGUUUCUUUGGGGCAUUUCUGCUCCAUCGUAUCGAUUAGAUAGAGGCAAUGGCAAAGAGGCCAUACCUCUUUUGAACUUGAAGGGAGAAUUUGUGCCCCUUCAUUGUCUAUACUCUACCAUUCUUUAGCACUUAGUCUGUUUUUGGCUUGGUAGGCAAUUUAGACCCUUGUUCAGUUCAGUCUGAGAUUGGCCUUCCAUGUCAAAAGAGUUUGAAGGAAGGAAGGAAGGAAAAUUCUCAUUUAUGGUACAGUUUCAUCAUUUACCGGAUAGCAAGAGGGUUUACAUAAAAAAACCUUUCCGUAGGUCGCUUCAAGUAAUGCUACUUUUUGGAGAUUCGUUUGAUAUUUAGGCCGAUACACACAAGGAAAUUACCCUGUAUUUGAUAUCUUUCUGCGGAAUGCAAAUUUUUCUGUUUGUAGCUGUCUGAUAGGCCACGAUGCAGAGAUAUAUUUCCGUGUUCCAGGCUUGAAGUUAAACGUGUUCUGUCCACUUGUCACGUGGUCUUGAUGCCGCCCGAUCUGUGCCUCUUGCUGGUUCCUCUUGCACGCCUCUUUCAAGCCUCUUUCAACUUGACAAGAUCUGUGUUGAACUUGUUCCCAAAGGAAAUGGGACAUUGCUUUAAUCCAGAUUACUGUCAGAGCAGUAACACGUGAUAAAAUGUUAUACAGUAGCGUAGGAGAGAGAAUACAUAACCAUCGACACACAGGUUCGAAGUGCGUGACAUAAGUUUCGCGGUAGUGCGUGAUUCGUUUACCAAUCGUGAUUCAGCCAUGACAAUGAUAUUUUGGAGACCUUUCAAAGCAUGCAGGAAAAAAUUAAGUACGCAUCAAUCGUUAAUGAGCACAAAUUUACUUUUGGAGUAACAGUAGUGAAAAUCAUCAUCGCAAUUAGUUUCUUCCUCAAACAUUCAGGAUUUCAAUUUAUGAUCGUAAAAGUUAGCAGUAAUUUUUCCAUCAAGACUGAGUUUAUUUCAUUUCAGUCACAAGACGCACGGUGAGGAACUGGCAAGUGAAACACAGAUCAGGCAAACUUCAAUUCAAUCAAGGCUUCGUUCGCAUACAAAUUGCUGGAUUUUAUUUCGUGUACUCCCAGAUGUUUUAUCACGACGGUUUACCAUAUCAAGUUAGCCAUCAAUUGUUCGUCAACUCGGAUAAAUUCAUGGAAAGCACU
Messenger RNA from Stylophora pistillata, 3130 nucleotides. RefSeq lists its product as uncharacterized. Gene Ontology annotation, biological process: immune response. Gene Ontology annotation, cellular component: membrane. The record is from RefSeq and is a predicted model, not a curated record. NCBI's taxonomy places the organism in Eukaryota, Metazoa, Cnidaria, Anthozoa, Scleractinia, Pocilloporidae. Gene Ontology annotation, molecular function: tumor necrosis factor receptor binding.